AUGUCUGACGGCGUCAGCCCAUCCGACCUCCCUGCGUACCUCGACUUACCCCCUCAUCUCUCGGCUCACAAAUAUUUCUUCGUCUGUACCUUGACCGUUGCUGCAUGGGACACCCUUGUCCUUACGCCUAGGAGCUGGAAACUCCUCAAGACGGAUGGAUGGCCCCCGCUCAAGGCAUUCUACUACUUUUUGCGCUGGUUCAUGCCCAUCGAGUUCGUUAUCGUCGGUGUCGCAUUUUUCGACUCCAGCUGGACCCAGGAUAUGUGUGGCCACUUCUUCCUCUUCGAACCCAUCUGCACGGCUAUCCUCAUGGCCGUCGCCUCUGCCGUCCAUGUCAUCCGUAUUCACGCCAUCUCCGACAAAAACCGCACCGUCUUCUGGACUAUGGGUGCACUGCUGGCCGUGCAAAUCGUAGUCACCGCUAUCUGCUGUGGCUUCUAUCGCUCCGUUCCCUUGUUGGAUGGUCAAGGCUGUAUCGCUGGUCCCAAGUCCAAUUGGGUCGGGAUCUACUGGCUCGCGCCCACGCUCGUCUACACCCUUUCUUGCGCGCUCGCUAUCAGGCGCUCUGUCAAGUCGAGGCACGCCAAGCCCUUGAGCCCGUGGAAGUUGAUGCUCCGUGACGGUCUCAACCUCUACGCUGCGAUCUGGGCUGUGAACAUGACGAACAUGCUCUUCUGGUUCAUCAUCACACCUGAGGAUGACCCCGAAAACGGCACCGCGGACACCAUAAAGACCAUCGUCACCAGUAUGACCGCCGUCAUCACCACCACCAUGACCAUGCGCAUCAUCCUCUCCGUCCGCGGCACCCUCGUCAACGGCGGCUCUUACGCCGGAACGUCCAACUCCAACUCUUCCGCCUCGAACUCCAACUCGCGUAACGUCGGCUCUCGCCACACCCACCCCACCGCUGGCGUCCUCCAGAUCAACUCUCAGCGCGGAACUCACCACACCUACACCAUCCAGGCCGUGCCGAAGCCCGAGCCGGAGUGGGAACAAGGUGGGGACCAGAAGAGCAGCAUCCAUGGCGGCGAGGAGAAUAAGGAGAAGGAGGGGAGCGGACUAGUUGCGGAGGGUGCUGUGGUGGGUGCGGAGAGCAGUCCGCCGGAGCAGGGUGUGAAGAUUACGGUGGAUAGGGAGGUGAAGUGAAGAGCCG
Messenger RNA from Stereum hirsutum FP-91666 SS1, 1153 nucleotides. RefSeq lists its product as uncharacterized. The transcript is spliced from 8 exons. The record is from RefSeq and is a predicted model, not a curated record. The coding region runs from base 1 to 1146 and encodes 381 amino acids. NCBI's taxonomy places the organism in Eukaryota, Fungi, Basidiomycota, Agaricomycetes, Russulales, Stereaceae.